This is a messenger RNA of Drosophila grimshawi, 2996 nucleotides long. Its product is annotated as RNA polymerase II degradation factor 1. The record is from RefSeq and is a predicted model, not a curated record. Gene Ontology annotation, cellular component: Set1C/COMPASS complex. NCBI's taxonomy places the organism in Eukaryota, Metazoa, Arthropoda, Insecta, Diptera, Drosophilidae. The transcript is spliced from 4 exons. The coding region runs from base 69 to 2777 and encodes 902 amino acids.
CAGCUGAACAACCAGACAGAGAACUUGCAGAGCGACUGUCAAAGGACUUGAGUCUGCAUUCCUUCGAGAUGUUUCCACAGGCUGAGCUCGAGAACUACAAGUUGCAGGUGGAGUUGCUUCAGGAGAAACUGCGACGCAGCGAGGACAAUCGCCAUCAACUGGAGCACAAGUUGGACAAAGUAUUACAAAAGCGCAGCGAGCUCGAGAAGUCCGUGCGGCAUAAAACGCGUCAGGCAUACCACGAUUUUUUGGAGGAGCAGGCACAGCGCAAUGAGCGAAACAAAAGGCUCGUCCAUAUGCUGGAGCGUAUUGAUGAGCAGACGGCAGCCAUGUCACAGCGGAGUGAGCGACUCAAGAUGAUGAAGCUGCAAUAUCAAAUGUACUUUGCAAAAUUGGUUCAAAAUCAAACACUGCGCUGCAUACAUCAGACAACAAAUGCUGGAGGCACGCAAACAACGCUACCAUAUCAAGUGUUAUUACAGCCACAAGCAACGUUGCUAUCAAAUCCGACAAAUACCGCAGGAUCAGCAGCUCCGGCAGCAAAUCAACCUCUAAAUUUAAAUCCAAAUCAAAAUCAGCCUUUGCUGUAUCCCAUGCCAGCGACUGCAACUCCACAGCAAUGGGCAUUUGCCACUCCCACGCCAGCUGGUAUGCUGUUAGCUUCACAGGUAACACCACAGCAAGUCUAUAUGCCCUACCCGGAUCUAUAUGGAGGAGCUGGACAGUCGAUUGGCAACUCCAAUCUGUUCGAUCUGCGUGCAACAUUGCGCGCCCUGGACAAUGAAAAUGCUGAUUUGCCAGAACGCAUGUCUCGCUUUGAUAAAGCUGCCUUGCCAGCAGGUGAUACCGAGAAAGUCAAUUCUGACAGGACAAUAGCAACACCAACCACAUCAACGACAACAACACCAGCAACAAUGACCACAACGGGAAUUCCUUGCUCAACGCAAGACAGAAAUGCAAGGGAGCUGAGCAGCACUUCCCCAACAACGCUGGUAACGUCUUCAUCGUUGACAUUUGAUAAAUUGCCAAAUACGGCAACGAUGACUGAGCUGCCGACUGCAGCUGUCGCUGUGGCUGGCUCUCUUCCUGCCGGUGGCAACGAGUUGCGUAGGGGAAGUCAGCAGGCAGCAGGCGUGGAGCUGGAUGACUGGAUGCCAAAUUUACGCGUGACUAAAAACGAGCAUGAAAAAUCGCCAAGUGUUGCUGGCCAUAAUGAGCCCGGACGGCAGCCACAGCAGCAACAACAACAAAGGCAACCCAAUAUCGAAGCAUACUUUGGCGAGCUAAAAAUCGAUGAGCCCUGGCAGAGAGUAGCAACAUCAACAACCAUAAAGCAACGACCUGGCGACCAGUUUGAGGACAGAAUGGAGGUAAACGUGCGUGCGGGCGAAAUGAAAAGUGUUGGAGGAGGCAACAUCCUCGUUGGUGGCAUCAGCAACAGCGAUUUGCUCGACGAAGUCAAAGCCAGCCGUGCUGCUCUACAGAAGGCAGCGGCUGCUGUUGAUGAGCAGUUAGCUAGAGGUAAUCAAUUGUCGCCACCGGCAACCAUCAAUGAGCCAUACUCUAAGCCCAGAGUGUCGAUUGAGAAUAUUGAAAAUGCCAUUUACGGCGAACGUUUGACGGUAGCACCAACAACGGCAAUCUCAGCUAGAACAGCAGCAACAGCAGCAGUAACAGAGGUGGCAGCAACAACAUCAACGCAAGGAUUAUUCGAAAAUGUGGCGAACAACGCAAUGCACCCGCAGCAGCAGCAUCAAAGUGAGCAGCAGCAAAAUGAGUUGGAGCCCUUGCAGUUACAACAGUUGCCGGAAGAGCAACAGCAACUUACUACACAUGAUGCAUCCCAGAUCGAUUAUGGGCCAUAUGAUGCCAACAGUAGUUAUGUGGACCACAACGAUCCCAGCUAUGCCAGCAUUGAGUCCAGGCAGCAACAGCAGCAACAGUUGCCGCAACAGACAAGCGUUGCUGGCGAGCCGCUUUACACUGAAAUCGGAAAUCCCCAAGACGAUUAUCAACAAUAUGCAACGGAUGCAAAUGUAGCAGCUGCACCAGUAGUUGAAACCAAUGUUGAUGCAGAGGCAGCAGUCCAACAGCAGCAGGAGUACUCCAAUAUGGAUUACAGCAACUAUGAUGCGGCACAAUAUGCAGCUGCCGGUGGCUAUGAUCCCAAUGCCUAUCCGGGCUACAUAUACGAUGAGACCACUGGCCAGUAUAUUGCCGAUCCCAAUGCAGCACAGUAUGCGCCGGAUGGCAGCUACGCGGGUCAGGAGUAUGAUGCUGGUGUAACGAAUUAUGACUACUAUGGCGAACAGCAGGAGCAGCCGCAACAGCAGGCGGAACAGGAGCAACAGCAGCAACAACAGGAACAGCAGGAAGCGGCUGCCUAUUCAAUGGCUGACAACAACAGCAGCGGCCUAGCAACUGAGCAGCCACAGGAAGUGGAGCAGGGCACGCCUCCAGCCGAUGUCAUUCCCCCACCGGUUCCGGCAGCCAAAGCAGCUCCUGUCAAACCCACAUCGAUACUAGCGUCGACAGACAAACAAGCGACGCCUAAUGAUGCGCAUCAGCAGCAGCAGCAGCAAAAGAAGAAGAAGCGCGUUAAUUUCGUUGACAGCAGCGAAACGGAUGAUAGCUCAAGCGCGAAACCAGCCCAAGAGCCAUCCUCAGCACCACCCACUGCUGUGCCUCCCACGGGAGCCGCGAUAGCCGCUUCUGGCGCCGGCGCCGGCAGCGAGAGCGAUUUCGAUUUUUCAACGGGCAGCGAGGCGAAGAAUUAGAACAAGAGCAAAACACUUCAGCUCUAAUCUGCUGCCAUUUGGGUAAACCAAUGAGCGACCAGCGACGAAUGGAUACAGCGACCAUUCAAUGUGACCGCAUUCAAUUUAUAGCCAUUGCCAUUGCAUUUUGCCAUUUUUUCUUGCCUGUGCGCCACUUCUCCAUCUAUGUAUACAACAAAAACAAAAAAAUAAUAAAAAGAUAUUGAGAAAUCCAUAUCA